AUAUUGCUGAUUAUUGACACAACAUCCGACAAGAUGUUGAAAUCUACCACUCUCGUGUUUUUUUUUACUUUCACGCUGACACUGAUAAGCAACAUGUUUCUGAUGCGUUGCAUCCUGCCUAAGGGAUACAACAUCAACAGAAAGGGGGAUUCUUUGAAAACCAUGGCACAAUAUUAUCUUUAAUCAUACAUAACUUUAGUGAGGAGUUUUUCCUGACUAUUUGUCUGGCACGUGGUCCGUUCACUUAGCUAGAUUCAAACAAUGUGAUCAAUAAUCCCGGUUUCGCAUGUAGAGUUGGCUCCGCUGGCAUCUCUAGUCGCUUCUCCGAUUGGUAAAACAUGACCAACGAUCCGGAUAACCCAACUCGUUCUAACACACCGCGUUCACCUGUGCACGUGUACCUGUACACGACAGAUCACGGCUGGAGAGCAAUUGAUCCUGACAUACCCCUGUCACAACAGCCAAUUGCGUCUUCUUGGUUUACCCAGUCAGACACACAGAAUCCUGUGGACCAGGGUGGAUACCGAGCAGUUUUUGUGGAGUCUAACUUAACAAAUUCCGCUCAACCACAGCAGAGAGGCUUAUAUUUCACAACUGCGCAGCCACAAACAAACACUUCAGAGCAGCGACAGCCGUCACCAUUGGAGUCAUUUCUUCCCCCGCCACCGUUUCCACAGUUUCCUGCAUUUCCGCCGAAUCCCUGGGAGGGUGCCUUUUCUAGCAUCAACAGACCACCCCCUUUUCCACUAUAUUCCUAUGGUCCACCACCACCUCCAACGAGCGUCAGUCGAAUUAACGUGACAACCUUUCCUUUCCCUAUGACCCACCCGAUGCCCAAUCCACCGGCGAUGCCACCGUGGCCAAGGGAGUUUACCGGGAACACAACCACUCACUCACAUCCUCAUACUGGAACCCAACAUAUGAAUAAUGAACAAUUAUCCAGGACAGAACAUAACACCAAGAAGCCACCGGAUUACCACAAUCAAUCCAACAUACACUUUUACCCGAGGAUCACACCAUGUGCGUACUUGCAUCCUGAUUGUCUUUCUUGUUAUCAGGCUGUUAAAUUGGGACAGCAUGCGUUUUCUCCUGGAUUUCACUCCAAACAAUGUAGCUGUACGUCCUCAGUAGGUCUAUGCAGCGGUGACAGACAGACUGCUUGUGGUAACAAUACGGAUAAGAAUGCACAGAAUUCCAACCUUCCACCUCCACCACAUUUGCAAGACGAGCAGGAGGUUGAGAAAAUGACACAGUUGCCUAAAGUCCGAUACCGCUUUCGAAGAUGCGCCUCCGUCGAACCGGAUGUGUACCAGGGUCCACACCAUCCUCAACCAUACACCAGGGUUGACUCUUUCAAACAGGCGGCGCAUCAGUGUAUGACACCAGGUUCAAGUAAGACACCACGGGGAACCUACCGCUCUCUUUCUGCCGAUCCGGUUCGCUGUGGUGCUUCAAGUACCGACAACAUUAAACCGCCCAGCUCAAGAGAAGGGGCUAAUGGAGAGCUGCUGGUGCGAUCGCAUUCCGUGUGCUCACAGUUGAAAGAUAAAAAUGCUGGGAUGGAACAGAAUCGCCCGGUUACUUACUGGUCUUUCCGACGUAGAGUGCCUUGUUACAACCUCCCACCACCACCCUGUCAGUGUUGCCCCUGUUUGGAUCAGCAAGCUAGAUCGAUGUUUUGCAAUGAUCUUAGUCACUACGCAGUCUUCAUGGUCACUUCAGGUCACUUGAGCGCUCCUCCUCUAAAAUACUCUGCAUCGAACGAAAUGAUUUCAGACCAAGUUACUCGCUUUGGCUCGACCGAUUUGAACGCUACCCAUACGAUGGAAGCCAUUGACGAGUCGGGUUACCCACACAAAGAAAUCAUACCCACUAGCAAUGUUAUCCCAUCAGUUACUGCGGUAAUGUCUGGCAAGGACAGCUCGGAAACAGAUUCAAUUUUGACAGCAUUCACCAGAGCUGCCUGGAAAAAACUGGACAAAGAAAUGGAAAGAUUGGGUAAUCUGUAGGGUGGACAUUUGUCGAAGUGACUCCUAUUUUUACAUAUACGAUAUGAAUGAAUUUCACGUCAGCGGAGCCAACAUUGCUGUCCUCAGUGCAGUUCAUUUUUUUAAUCUUUAUUUUUUGUCCACUUCUUUAGUUUGCUGAGUUUCUUAUCCUCUAUCAGUUGUUUACUUGUAUUCCGCUUUUGUUUGCCUA
Opisthorchis viverrini is the source of this 2199-nucleotide messenger RNA. RefSeq lists its product as hypothetical. The transcript has 2 exons. Bases 339 to 2009 code for a protein of 556 amino acids. Lineage: Eukaryota; Metazoa; Platyhelminthes; Trematoda; Opisthorchiida; Opisthorchiidae. The record is from RefSeq and is a predicted model, not a curated record.